This is a messenger RNA of Plasmodium inui San Antonio 1, 399 nucleotides long. RefSeq lists its product as hypothetical. NCBI's taxonomy places the organism in Eukaryota, Apicomplexa, Aconoidasida, Haemosporida, Plasmodiidae. Bases 1 to 399 code for a protein of 132 amino acids. The record is from RefSeq and is a predicted model, not a curated record. The transcript has a single exon.
AUGAAUGAUAAUUUAUUCGGGAAGGCGAUGCUUGAGGGAGGGAUAAGUUUGCAAAAAAAUGCCAAAAGGGCUAUGCACACCUUGAACAACCCUUUAUCCUAUUAUUUGGGAAAAUUAAAAAGUCUGUAUAGUGUGGAUGGAAACAUUGAGAGGGAACAAGUUUGGAACAGGAAUCAUAGUGUUAACACACCCAGGAGGAUCAUGGAGGAGUAUCAGAAUAGACUGUUUUUCUACUACAUCAUAGGGGAUAAAUUGCCGCACUCACGUCAUGAUUCUCUUAUAAAUGUAAUUCAAUUUGCGUUUAUCUUAUUUAUAAAUGAGCUAGUUACUAUGGAGGAUCAUCACUUAAAUAGAUGUGAACUGGAGUCAGGAACACUCAGGAUGGAGGCCCAGGGAUGA